Thalassophryne amazonica is the source of this 5180-nucleotide messenger RNA. It is a transcript of the gene mtmr4, whose product is annotated as myotubularin related protein 4. Gene Ontology annotation, molecular function: metal ion binding; phosphatidylinositol-3,5-bisphosphate 3-phosphatase activity; protein phosphatase binding. The transcript is spliced from 19 exons. The record is from RefSeq and is a predicted model, not a curated record. Gene Ontology annotation, biological process: regulation of autophagy; dephosphorylation. NCBI's taxonomy places the organism in Eukaryota, Metazoa, Chordata, Actinopteri, Batrachoidiformes, Batrachoididae.
GAGAGGAAAGGAGGUAUGUCACGCACUGGAUUACAACCAGUAUGUGUUUGGGACACGGAGACGCCUGCUACUUUGCACGGCAGUUGGCGUUUGUUCUUUGAAGAAGAAGCUUUCGGUGGCACAGCAGAACCCAGGAGACGGGAGGAGAGGGAGGCAUCUGACGAGGACCACCCACACCAACUGAUGGACAGCAUGGGUGACGAGGGGCCUCCCAGUCUGGAGUACAUCAAGGCCAAGGACUUGUUCCCCCAGAAGGAGCUGGUGAAGGAGGAUGAAAGUCUUCAGGUACCAUUCCCAGUUCUUCAGGGGGAAGGGGUGGAAUACCUUGGCCGUGCUGAUGAAGCCAUCAUUGCCAUUUCCAACUAUAGGCUACACAUUAAGCUAAAAGACUCCGUCGUCAAUGUUCCUCUGCGGCUGAUAGAGAGUGUUGUGAACAGAGAUAUGUUCCAGCUGCAUAUCAUCUGUAAAGACUCCAAAGUUGUCAGGGGUCACUUUGCAAAUUCAAACCAGUGUCAGGAAUGGGUCAAGCGUCUGAACCGGGCCAUAGCUCACCCGUCCCGGCUUGAGGACCUUUUUGCCCUGGCUUAUCAUGCCUGGUGUCUGGGUGGCUGUGCAGAUGAUGAGGACCAGCAUGUUCAUCUUUGUCGCCCAGGUGAUCAUGUACGUCAAAGAAUGGAAAUGGAGGUCAGGAGAAUGGGCUUGACACACCAGAAUGUCUGAGACUUUUCCGACAUAAACUACAAUUACAAGUUGUGCUCCAGCUACCCCCAGAAGCUUCUUGUCCCCAUCUGGAUCACUGACAGGGAGCUAGAGAGUGUGGCCUCCUUCAGGUCAUGGAAGAGGAUUCCUGUGGUUAUCUACAGACACCAGAAGAACGGGGCAGUGAUUGCCCGUUGCAGCCAGCCGGAGAUUAGCUGGUGGGGCUGGCGGAACACAGAUGAUGAGUAUCUGGUUACAUCCAUUGCCAAGGCCUGUCAGAUGGAUUCUGGAGCCAAAGGCUCAAGUGUCACACCAGCCUGCCAACAACGAGGAGAUGCUCCCGACUCGGCAGACAGUGAUUUUGACUCCUCCCUCGCAGGCGCCUCUAACGCCGAUGAAAACGCUGCGCCACACAAGCUGCUGAUUCUAGAUGCCCGGUCGUACACUGCUGCAGUGGCCAACAGAGCUAAAGGUGGAGGCUGCGAAUGUGAAGAGUACUACCCCAACUGUGAGGUGAUGUUCAUGGGAAUGGCAAAUAUCCACGCCAUCCGGAAUAGCUUCCAGGCUCUGCGGGCCGUUUGCAGUCAGAUCCCAGAUCCGGGAAAUUGGCUUUCAGCACUCGAGAGCACUCGUUGGCUGCAGCAUCUGUCCGUCAUGCUGAAGGCAGCUGCUCUGGUGUGCUCGGCAGUGGAGAGGGAAGGCCGUCCUGUGCUAGUGCACUGUUCCGACGGAUGGGAUCGCACACCUCAGAUUGUAGCGCUCGCCAAGAUCCUGUUGGACCCCUACUACAGGACCUUAGAGGGUUUCCAGGUGCUUGUAGAGACUGAGUGGUUGGAUUAUGGUCAUAAGUUUGGGGACCGCUGUGGCCACCAGGAGAACGCAGAUGAUGUCAGUGAGCAGUGCCCCGUCUUCCUGCAGUGGCUGGACUGUGUUCACCAGCUGCUCAAACAGUUUCCCUGUCUGUUUGAGUUCAACGAAGCCUUUCUGGUCAAGUUGGUGCAGCACACAUACUCAUGUCUGUAUGGCACAUUCCUGUGUAACAAUGCUCGUGAAAGAGAUUCUAAGAACAUCUACAAACGUACCUGCUCCGUGUGGUCGCUGCUUCGAGCAGGGAACAAGAACUUCCAGAACUUUCUUUACAUCCCCGGUCAUGAUAUGGUGCUGCAGCCGGUGUGUCAUACACGAGCUUUACAGCUGUGGACAGCAGUCUACCUUCCCACGUUCUCACCGUGCACGGCCGUGGAUGAUGCCAUGGAGCUCUACCUCCCACCCAAUGCCACAGGAGACGAGCUCACUUCCCGCUCCCUAGACAGACUUCCCAAGACCCGCUCUAUGGACAGCCUCGUGUCAGCUUUUGAGAGCGGGCCGCUGCUAACACGAACAUCCAGUGACCCCAAUCUCAACAAGCACUGCCAAGAGGGUCGCUCUGCUGUGGGAGGAACCUCUGCAGACAGCCCCAAUGAGUUCAAAUCCAACACUGGAGUGAGCAGCAGUGGGGUGGAGCCUAUAACACAUAGUGCUGUCUUAACCAAAGAGGGUCAGCAGGGCGGCACCAGCGCAGACGCCUGUGAAGAUGCACUGGAGGAACCAUGCCUCACCACACAACCACUGCCCUCCCUGCUCCUGCCUCCUUCCUCCUUCAGUGAGGAUGUCACACUCCCUCCCAGUCCUUCCCCAACCCCAGGCCUCCACCAGGCUUUGCCUCACAUCACUCACCCUUCACUCCAACCAGCGCCGCUGGAGGCUGAGAGCCCGCGCACAACAUCAGAGAACACUGCCUCCCCUGUGCAUAAACAUGAGCCAUGUUUACCCCUCCCCUGCAACAGCACACAGCCAGCAGCUGCCUCACCCCCCUGGCUGCUGAACGAAGACAUUCAAAGCCAAGCGAGUGAUCUCCCAGAAUCUGUAGAUCUGCUGGCUCUGAAGCAUCUAACUACAGUGCUUCCUAUGGAGGACUCCACAGACACUCUGACAAGUGAGGACGAGAGGCUCCUCACCCUGCCUCCUGGGGAGAACAAGAGUGUUCCCCAGAAUGAAUUUCUUGAAGAGCAGCUCGACUUGCAACCCCAGAAAGAGAAAGAGGACAUGAGGACAGAUGACAUGAAAGGAACAGCGCAUGAAUUAACAAGUGCAGCAGCUCCUGUGGACUCUAACCCGCCAUUCACUCAGCAUCAGAUCUCCCAGAGCCAGAUCUCAGAUCUGCCUUCGCUCAGUUCCCACUGGGACGCUAUCCAGGGUUUGGCCCAGUCUGCCUACAGCUGCACCAGUCUCUCAAGCACGAGCCGGGUGAUGCAGCCGAAUUCUUACCAGAACCACCGGUUUGCCAGUAAGCUUGUCCACAAUCAGGGCCUUUCCACAGCCAGUGGGACCACAUGCUGCCGCAAGGAAAUCCUUUGUUAUCCGAGCAGUCCUCUGCAGCAUGCUGUCAGGGCUGCAGGUCUGUGUGGUCCCGCUGCUCCUGCCCUCACCAGCUUCUCCCUUGCAGCCCAUCAGCUCCCACCCUCUGCUUCCAGCUCCCCUCCACCACCGCAGACCCCGGCUUACCUUGAUGACGACGGCCUGCCCGUGGCCAUGGACGCCGUGCAGCAGAGACUGCGGCAGAUUGAGGCAGGCUACAAGCAGGAGGUGGAGGUGCUACGUCAGCAAGUGCGACAUCUGCAGAUGAGGCUGGAGAGUAAACAGUACGACAGACCCCCGUCUGAGCCAGACAUGGAGUAUGAGGAUGACAUUACAUGUCUGCGGGAGUCGGACAACAGCAAUGAGGAGGAUUCUCUUUCGAGCCACAGUGAGGAUCGUUUGUCUGAGGGCAGCUGGGACCGAGUGGAGCAAAAGGACACAGAGGUCACGAGGUGGGUGCCCGAUCACAUGGCCUCCCAUUGUUUCAACUGUGACUGUGAGUUCUGGAUAGUCAAGAGACGUCACCAUUGCAGGAACUGUGGCAAUGUGUUCUGUAAAGACUGCUGUCACCUGAAGCUGCCCAUCCCGGACCAGCAGCUUUAUGACCCGGUGUUGGUGUGUAACACCUGCCACGAGCUCCUCCUGGAGUCCCGCACUCGUGAGAUGCGCCAGCAGCUGAAGAAGGCCAUCGCCACCGCCUCCAGCUGAGACAAGAGCCCUGCUGCGUUCUGCCUCAGCGCUGUACUUUACGUUGGGACAGAUGAGCGGAACUCUCCGUCAUCAGCCCGACCUGCCGCGGGAGGCGAGACGAGGAGUGAAGCUCGUCUUUGGGAACGGAGACACUGUGAGACUGCGUAUUAGGAGAAAAGGGAAGAGCCUGUGAACUGAUAAACCUGUCAGCAGAGGACGUUGUCCUGCAGCUCAAACCUCCCGUUUGGACAUUUUCAGUGCCGUAUAGCGUCCUGCUGCCUCCGCGCGGCUCCGCCCUUCAGCAGCGCCCCGAUUGCCCCCACAGCGUCACUUAGCAACCACCUUAUCGACAACGUCUCGCACUUCACAGGACAAUCCGUCUCUCUUCGAUGUGUUUGGAACUCCAAAAUUUGCUGCUACAGUAUUUAAAAGUCUAAUUUUGUAUUCUUCUUUUGUGCACUACAAGCUGUUGUUUAUUUGAGGGAAUCUGAGACCAAACUUGAGCAAAAGUGAGAAAUCUGCUGUUUACUUUGCCAUUGUAUUUUUUUUUUUUUUUAAAGCCUGAAUGUAAAGGGGUAACUGGAACGACUUUAAUGUGCGCCUGGUGGCUCGUGUUCUUUGCUGCAAUGUGUUCUCAAACUGACAUAUAUGCACAGUGUGUGUAUUUAUCAGUGCUUCAACCCUGCUGCACCGGAUGUGUGAGGAAUCGGCACAGAGCGACUGACGCUUUGUGCCUGUGCUGCAGGUAUUCUGUCCCGUGACGGACAGUAAUAUCCAAAGUUUUUAGUUUUUCCUGCUGAGGUGCCCGUGAAUGAAACAGCUGUCUGACUGAGGAGUCCGACUCGAUUAACUGGCAGCAGUGACUGCUCAGGAAAAGACUGAACAAAGUGCUCAAACUUUCUUUUUCUGUUUCAGGCAGUUUGGCUGCAGUCCUAUUUACAAAAAAAAAAAAAAAAAAAAAAAAAAAAAAACACCCACAGAAAGUAGUGUCUACUCAUCUGUCACUGAGACAAUAGUGCCAUAACCUCUCUUCUUUUGCCUCUUUUAAAGCCUUUUGUGUUGGAUGGCAGCAGGUUUCUGAUUGGCCACCUCUGUGUUUUAAUGGUACAGCUGCUUAAAAAAAAUGUGAAAACUAAAGUUUAACUGGUGGUUUGACAACGAGGCUAACGACUUCAAUGGACGAUCGCGUGUCACUGAAUUAAUCUUUGGUUAAUAUUUGGGAUUAUUUUCAUACGGUGUUGAUGAAGUCAAAUCUUUAAAAAAAAAAAAAAAAAAGGUUCCAUAGUAUUCUGAUCCAUAGUGGUGGCUAAAAAUGGUCACUUAUUGAUUCAUUGAUGUAAAGAAAUGCACUGUAAAAGUUAAAUCCCAUGGGUUAAAAUAAAAGAUUAUAUCAU